Molecule: messenger RNA, 570 nt
Organism: Macrosiphum euphorbiae (potato aphid)
Lineage: Eukaryota; Metazoa; Arthropoda; Insecta; Hemiptera; Aphididae
Source: the annotation of a GenBank genome assembly
AUGACUAAUAUUGCAGCAAUUAACUUUUUAAUGGAAGAAACCCGCCAAUAUUGUCUAAGAGAAAAUAUAGAUAGAUAUGAAGGAUAUUUAAUUAAUGGACAUGAAAUAAUUCAUAUAUAUGAUCCACCUCACUUGCUGAAAUCAAUUCGUAAUAAUUUAUUAACUAAAAAUGUUAAUUUCACUUGGAGGGGGAAACGACAAACAGCAACAUGGGACCAUUUGGUAAAUUUAUAUGAAAUCGACAAAAAGUAUGAACAGUUGGAGAUGCGCUGUUUACCCAAAAUUACAGAAGCUCAUGUUUAUAAAGAAAAAAUAAAGAAGAUGAAAGUCUCUUACGCAUCACAGAUAUUUAGCCAUAAAGUGGCAUCCACUAUGAGACUAAUGAGUGACAUGGCUCCUGACAAUAAACAACUAGGUCAAAAAGCCAUCGGCACUGCAGAUUUUUGUUUGUUUAUGGAUAAUGUAUUCGAUUCAGUAAAUGCUAAUUCUGUUCGUCAAUCACAUGGAAAAUAUCUGCGCUCAGCAGUAACAUCCAAAUCAGGGUUCGAAGUACUGGACCCAACCCAUUAA